AUGUCCACCUACGCAAACAAGACUCCCGGCAACGAGUCGAGAAAGACUGUCUCAAAGAAGAAGCAACAGAACCUCGACCGUGUCGCCAACACAAACUCACGCCCAAACUCACGCGCCGGCUCUAGAGUCGGAUCCCGCGCAAACUCGGACAACGAAGAAAGCGACAACGAACUCGAUAACAACAACGACGACUUUGACGACGAUGAUGAUCACACCAGCCGCAACCAAGCUGAACUCACUUGGGAGGCCCAGUUGAAGGAUACUAUUGAAGAGCUCUAUGAGAAGCGAAGCAGCACGCGCGAGGCUGCGUUGAAGAAGCUGGUCGAACUCACCUCUCAACAUUUUACAGCGGAUGUGCUGGAUUCACAGCGUGACGACUUGAUGGACCUCCUCAAGAAAAGCAUCAAGAAGGGUGGCCCCAGAGAGUGUGUCCUUGCCGCAGAAGAUGACGAAAAGAUGUUUACAGAUCUGGCUCCUUUACUCAAGUACACCAUUACCAACCACGAGUCAACCGAGGUCAAGGCUGCUUGCACCUACGCAUUAGGAACAGCAUGUUUCAUCUCUUCUACCCCUCAACCCUCUCACCUGCCCACGUACGAACUCCUCAGCUUCUUCGCCGACAUUGCUCUCUCCUCAGGUGCUUCGGCAAACGCUUCGCAGAAUGGCGAGACUUUGGCUGCGGCACUGGAAUCCUUCAAUGUUCUCUACGCCGGUGUCUUCCAACGCCUCGGACCCAAGACCAUCACAAUUCAGGCACGACGAAUCUUUAACCAGAUGAUCCCUGCCGCCAAGGCUUUGCUGGAACACCCCACGGUAGAGGUCCGUGUCGCUGCGGGCGAGACCAUUGCUGUUAUGCUCGAGAUUCUGGAAGACUACCAGCGCCAGCGUGACGACGGCGAUAUCUCUGACGAGGAAGAGAGCGAGACCUACAACGAUGACGACCCAGAGGACCUGGAGGACGUGACAGGAGAUUUCCGGUAUGAUGAUAUGGAUGGACUUGUGGCAGCCUUGGGAUCCUUAUCAACAGAUUCAAGUCGUCAUCGCAGCAAGAAGGAGCGGUCUGCAGGUCGUUCGGCUUUCCGAGAUAUCCUGAAGAGUGUCGAAGAGCAGGAGCGUCCAACCGAGUCCCUCAAGUUGAGGGAAUACGAGGUCGACUUUGACGGAUGGGUCGAGAUUUUGCAACUGCAUUACCUGCGGGACCGCUUGACAUCGGGUCUUCAGACACACUUUGUGCACAACACCAUGAUUCACACCCUCCUGCCCAGUACAGCCAUCUUGUACUCACCAACACAGGCUUCCAGUGGAACCUUUACGUCUGGAUCCCGCCUAGCAGCAACAGUGAUUUCGCAAUCAGGAUCCAAGGCUGGAUCACGUGCUGGAUCAAGGCCCUCGUCGUCGUUGGGCAUUUAUGCGGACGCUGAAGAUGCCAAGGCUGAGCAGCUCGAUAAGGUCGAUCGCAAGUAUCUCAAUGCUGAGAUGGCCAAGAUGCGGCAAGUCCAGCGCAAGAAGGAGCGUAACCAGACCAAGUACGAUGACUAA
Messenger RNA from Linnemannia hyalina, 1539 nucleotides. Lineage: Eukaryota; Fungi; Mortierellomycota; Mortierellomycetes; Mortierellales; Mortierellaceae. The record is from the annotation of a GenBank genome assembly.